Molecule: messenger RNA, 2993 nt
Organism: Chara braunii
Lineage: Eukaryota; Viridiplantae; Streptophyta; Charophyceae; Charales; Characeae
Source: the annotation of a GenBank genome assembly
GUUGAGUGAAUAUUUUGAUGUCUACCCCCCCACUGUGAAUUGAAUGCCCUGUGAUGUUAAUCCACUCUGAAGUGAAUGCUCUGAUAUUUAUGUUGAUCCAUAAUUUGGUUUUUGUCUGCCAGUUAUGGGAGGUUGGGCACGACGAAAAAGGGACCCCAUUUGCCAAGUACGUGGCGAGCCUCAAUCACCAUACGACUCCCGUGAACGUCAUUCGCUUUUCGCCCGCAGGUGACCAAUUGGCAUCUGGUGCAGAUGGAGGGGAGCUUCUUAUCUGGAAGUGUGUGCGAACUGAGGCUGGUGGUGUUCCCCUGUCAUGGAAGCUGUCAGGCUCAUUGAGACGGCACAGCAGGGACGUUCUGGAUCUUGAGUGGUCGCCAGAUGGGAGUGGAUUGAUAAGUGGGUCAGUGGACAACUCAUCGAUUGUUUGGGAUGUCAGCAAAGGUGACCUUGUUCAUCAUUUCAGAGAUCACCUCCACUAUGUUCAAGGAGUGUGUUGGGAUCCCGUUGGCCAGUACCUGGUCACACAGAGUGGCGACCGCACAUGCAGGGUGUAUGGGCGGCAAUCGCAGUCAAACAAGAACCAGAAAAAGAAGGACAAGUGUGCGCCAGCAGGAGGAGGGCCAUUUACAUGCCAGCAUGUUCUGCUCAAACGAAAUAUUACUAUGCUUCGAGGGACAAACGGGCUUCCACCAGCAGUGAAUGGUCCAUCAGGAGGAUCGGGCACCAUGCCAUCUGAGUUACAGAAGGAGGGUUGUGCAGCAAACAGUAAGGCAGUAUCAACAAAGCAUCAUCUUUUUUAUGAUGAGAACCUUCCCUCUUUCUUCAGGCGGCUCAGUUUUUCUCCAGAUGGUUCUUUUCUUGCCGUUCCUGCAGGCCAGUACAAGCACACGCUGGAAAGCUCACCUGUGAAUACAUCCUAUAUUUUCUCACGCAAAGAUCUAUCCCGGCCGGCAUUUAUCCUUCCAGGUCAUCCAAAGGCAGUUGUGGUAAUUCGUUUCUGCCCCGUGUUUUUUGCGCCAGCUCCUCAGUCUCCUAGCAUGGCGAUAGCAGCAGACAACAAUCGAAAAGGAGAACCUCCGAAGACCUUUGCUCUGCCCUACAGGCUUGUCUUUGCUGUGGCAACACUGGACUCCCUUUUCCUCUACGAUACGCAGGCGGAUCAGCCAAUUGCAGUUAUUGCCGGGCUUCACUAUGCUCCAAUCACAGACUGUGCCUGGGCAGCUGAUGGCUCCAUGAUUGCUGUAUCUUCCCAAGAUGGAUAUUGCACAAUGGUGACCUUCACAAAGGGCGAGCUCGGAACCCCCAUUUCACUGACAGAUAUACCCGCACAUAUCACUGAUUAUUUGCCGCAGACUGUCCGAGAGCGCGCAGCAGGGGGAGCAGCCACUGCUGCUGCAUCUACUCCAGGAGUUCAGGGAGCCGGUGACGAAUCCAUGAGCCGCGGCAAGAAGCGACGCCGGCCGGUUUUGUGUUCGCCAGCAAAACCGACAGAGCAUAGUUCCUUGCCCACAGCACCACAGUCACCUCUGUGUCGGGUUAAUGAUGCAAGGAUCUCAGCAGACCCAUCGACGGAAGCAAGCAACACUUUGGCGGCAAACGUGGGUAAGAGUCAAGAGGACAUCAAGGCAUCGAGUCUGGCGGAUGAUGCUCCCAAGCCGAAACGGCGGAUCUUUCCGGUUUCUGUGGAAAAGAGUGCACAUGGUGGCACUGAGAGGGUGGCUCCUGUUCAAACAGAAGACGUCAAGAAGUCCGAAACAGUACAGGAUUCAGUUGCCGAGCAGCCUCCAAGGCCUAAACGCCGUAUUGUGCCGGUAAUGGUCACAAAGCCUGCUGAAGAUGAGUGUGACCACGAAGUAGCUCGUUCACAGGGAUUUGGUGCUGCCAUGGAAGUUGGAGUUGGUCAAAGUAGUCGCAUCAGUGGUCAGGACAGCAGGGCGAGCGGAAGUGAGCAGAAAGAUGUUCCGACUGACAUCGAGCCUCCAAAGACAAAGCGUCGAAUCGUACCGAUGGCCGUGCCUGUGGAAAAGCGUGCAGAAGCCGGAGAGAAGCGCCGUAUCGUACCUGUAGCCAUGUCGGCAGAAAAGCCUGCAGGAGGUGGAGGGAAGCGCCUUAUCGUACCAGUAGCCAUGUCGGCGGAAAAGCCUGCAGAAGCUGGAGGGAAGCGCCGUAUCGUACCAGUAGCCAUGUCGGCGGAAAAGCCUGCAGAAGCUGGAGGGAAGCGCCGCAUUGUACCGAUAGCCUUGUCUAUGGAAAACGAGACUGAAGCUGUAAAGACACGAAGGCAGCCUCCUCAGUUUCUGGACUUGGGCAAAAACGGUACAGGGGAGGAGUCAAGCGAACCUCUUCGAACCGGUGAUGGUAGCAAUUCCAGUCUGCGGAGUGAGAAACUGCUGGACAGCAAAGCCGAGUCAACUGGAGAAGAGAAGGGAAAAACGGAGUGCCAAACUGUGCCAGUGCAAGUGGGGAAACUUGCUGAAAGUGAAGCAGAAACAGAAGAACAACUGCAGGUGAUUGUCGAGGCGAGGGAAAGGGGUGGAGCUCAGGAUAUGGAGGAAGAAGCUCGUGCGAUCAAAUCUGUCAGCGCUAGCAAGGAGGAGGUCGCUGGUUGCACAGGCGCAAACACUGUGGAAUGCGUGAGGAUCAUUGCCGAGCCUGCUGGAAACAUGCCCAGAACAGUCGUAGAUUAUGGAUGUGAUGCCGCGCAGGACUUGGUUUCUACAGAAAAAAGUGCUGUAAAGGAGGAAAGUGCCCAUCCAGUGGUUAAUCCUUGCCCAGACUGCGGUGCAAGUGUUUCUUUGGGCGGUGCAGGUGUUUCUCAAACGCUAAGCGACAAAGCUGCUGCACAUGAACCAUCGCCGGGCACUUUGCCGGUAAGCACCCCACCAACGGAAGAUGACGCAAUGGAAAUAUGUGAAUAGCUCAGGGAGGGGCCUAUGUUGCAGGCCCUGGAUCCUUGUAACUGUUGGUCUCUGCAAUCAAUGAAGUGUUGGAUC